This is a messenger RNA of Artibeus jamaicensis (Jamaican fruit-eating bat), 10834 nucleotides long. It is a transcript of the gene ZNF280D, whose product is annotated as zinc finger protein 280D. The transcript has 20 exons. The coding region runs from base 567 to 3509 and encodes 980 amino acids. NCBI's taxonomy places the organism in Eukaryota, Metazoa, Chordata, Mammalia, Chiroptera, Phyllostomidae. Gene Ontology annotation, biological process: regulation of DNA-templated transcription. The record is from RefSeq and is a predicted model, not a curated record. Gene Ontology annotation, molecular function: RNA polymerase II cis-regulatory region sequence-specific DNA binding; DNA-binding transcription factor activity, RNA polymerase II-specific.
GCGCCUUGACGCGGCCGCCAGCUCCCGGCUGCGGCCGGGCCGCACAGCCCGCCUGUCGCCUGCUCCUGCGUCUUUUCCACCGCCCUUCUCCUCCUCACUGCCCAAGGCCUCUGCGCCUGUGACCCUCAGCAUGCUUUGGCUUUUGUCUCUGGAGCCAUCUCCCUUUGGUCUUCCCGUACAUUUUGUGCAGAUGUUUGGCGGAGACCGUGCUCCUCUCACAACAGCUCUGUCCGGAGUCUCCUCCGUGGUAGGCAGAGACCACUGGCGGUUCCGGACUCUCAGGCGGGGGAGAGCGCAGAGCCCAGGGCCCCCGGCCCAGGUGACCAGCCCCGGCGGGCGCACACCCUUGUCCCGUCAGAGGGACUUCCCUGCUCUGUUCUACUCGUUCCGCUUUAUUGUCUCCAGAGGCACGGCCUUGAGGGGAAACGUGGACGGGGAGACAGUUUUCGAACGGAGCUUUCAGGCUUCAUUUAGUGAGACGGAAAGAAUGAUCUCACUUGGAGGUUUUAUCCUGCUCUCCUUGCCUCAAGUUUUAACGCUGUAAAGAAAAAUCUGCUAGAGGAGAAAUGUCAAAGUUUGCUUUCCUUUUGAGAAUAAGAAAAUCGAAAAUGGCAGAACUCUUUAUGGAAUGUGAAGAAGAAGAGUUGGAACCAUGGCAGAAGAAAGUAAAAGAGGUUGAGGAUGAUGAUGAUGAUGAGCCAAUCUUUGUUGGAGAGAUAUCAAGUUCAAAACCAGCAAUUUCAAAUAUUUUGAAUCGAGUAAACCCCAGCUCAUAUUCAAGGGGAAUAAAGAAUGGCGCACUCAGUAGAGGUAUUACUGCUGCAUUCAAGCCUACAAGUCAGCACUACACGAAUCCAACAUCAAAUCCAGUGGCUGCCUCGCCAGUAAAUUUUCAUCCUGAAUCUAGAUCUUCAGAUAGUUCUGUUACUGUUCAGCCUUUGUCUAAACCUGGUUACAUAACAAACUCAUCACGAGUUGCAUCUAGUAAUUCUACAGAGUUACUGUUUGACUUGACCCAGGAUACAGGAUUAUCACGUUUCCAAGGUGGACCAACACUUUCUUUAGCAGGUGUGAAUGAAAGUUCAUUUUUAUCAAAACGUCCUUCUACUUCCGAGGUGAACAGUGUUAAUCCAAAAAAGUCUAAACCCAGUGAAAGUGUUUCUGGAGCAAAUUCCUCAGCCGUAUUUCCUUCAGCUAAAUCUCUUUCAGUGACAUCUCCCCAGGCUCUGUCAUCAAAAGGUACCAAUACCUCAUCAAGUCAAUCUAAAAACGGCACGCCUUUUCCAAGAGCUUGUCCAAAGUGCAAUAUUCAUUUCAAUCUUUUGGAUCCUUUGAAAAAUCACAUGAAGUAUUGUUGUCCAGACAUGAUAAAUAACUUUUUGGGACUGGCUACAACAGAAUUUUCAAGUACAGCAAAUAAAAACAAGACUGUCGAUUCAGAGAAAGGAAAGUUGAUUAUGUUGGUUAAUGACUUUUAUUAUGGAAAACAUGAAGGAGAUAUCCAGGAAGAACAGAAGACUCACACGACCUUUAAAUGCUUCAGUUGCUUGAAAAUUCUUAAAAAUAAUAUUAGGUUUAUGAACCACAUGAAACACCAUUUGGAACUUGAGAAGCAGAGCAGUGAGAGCUGGGAAAACCACACCACCUGCCAGCACUGCUACCGCCAGUUUCCCACACCAUUUCAACUGCAGUGUCACAUUGAAAGUACACACACACCCCAUGAAUUUUCUACCAUUUGCAAAAUCUGUGAAUUAUCAUUUGAAACAGAGCAUAUUCUCUUACAACAUAUGAAGGACAAUCAUAAACCCGGUGAGAUGCCAUAUAUUUGCCAGGUUUGCAAUUAUAGAUCAUCAUCAUUUUCUGAUGUAGAAACUCAUUUUAGAGCAUCCCAUGAAAACACUAAGAACUUGCUAUGUCCAUUUUGCCUCAAAGUUAUUAAAAUUGCAACACCCUAUAUGCAUCAUUAUAUGAAACAUCAGAAAAAAGGAAUACAUCGUUGUACAAAAUGCAGACUGCAAUUUUUGACAUGCAAAGAGAAAAUGGAUCACAAGACUCAGCAUCAUCGAACAUUUAUAAAACCUAAACAGCUAGAAGGAUUACCUCCAGGAACAAAAGUUACUAUUCGAGCUUCAGUUGGACCUCUUCAGUCAGGAUCUUCAACUACACCUUCCAUUAGUGCAAACACUUCUACCCUUCAGGUCUCGCCUCCAAGGACAAAAAGUGUAACUGCUAAAAAUCCCACAAAAUCUAACACAAGUAAACUUAAUACAACUAAAUCUAAUGCAAGUAAACCUAACUCAAGUAAGCCUAAUGGAAGUAAAUCUAAAUUCAAAUCAAAAAUCUCUAAUAUGCAAAAAAAACAAAGCACUUUGUCUAGUAGCAAUAGAAAAAGUAAAGUCAAUACAGCUUUGAGGAACUUAAGGUAUCGUCGGGGAGUUCACAAGUGCAUUGAGUGUUGUUCUGAAAUAAAAGAUUUUGCAAACCACUUUCCUACAUAUGUCCACUGUAGUUUCUGCAGAUAUAACACUAGCUGUAGCAAAGCCUAUGUAAAUCAUAUGAUGAGCUUUCACAGUAACCGUCCAAGUAAAAGGUUUUGUAUUUUUAAGAAGCAUUCAGAAAAUCUCAGGGGCAUUACUCUAGUGUGCCUUAAUUGUGAUUUCCUAGCUGAUGUUUCUGGCUUAGAUAAUAUGGCUACGCACUUGAGUCAGCAUGAAACUCAUACUUGCCAAGUUGUAGUAGAGAAAGUUUCUGUUUGUAUCCCAACUUCUGCACAUCUUUCUGAAUUAAAAAGUGAAGCUCCCACUAAGGAACAAAAACCGGCGUCUGAGGAAAUUGCAAGACCUAAUAUGGCAGAAGAAGAAACAGAAACACCAAAUUCUGAAAGUCAACAUGAUAAAGCUUCUUCAGAAGAAGAAAAAAGUGGAUGUGAUGCAAAUUCAUUUGAAGCCCCAUCAGCAACGAAAAGUGAAGAAAGCAUAAUAGUUUCAGAUAAGGAAAAGGAUAUCUGUCUUGAAGACAAGGAAACUGGCUCAAAGAAUAUCUUCAGUUAUGAUUCAAAUAUUGGUGAGGAUAAAGUGGAAAAGGAAAAACAAAUUGAGCACAUUUGUCAAGAAACAGAGCUGAAAAUGUGUGAAAGUUCAGAAAACAUAAUUUCAUGUGAUGAGAUUAAAGAUCAAAACUGCAAUGAAGCUGGGUUUUCUUCAAAGAAUAUUAAGGAUUUGCGGUUGACAUCUGGUGAUGUUAGCAUUGAUCAGUUUUUGAGAAAAAGAGAUGAACCUGAAUCUGUUAGUUCUGAUGUUAGUGAGCAAGGCAGUGUGCAUCUGGAACCUUUGACUCCAUCAGAGGUACUUGAGUAUGAAGCCACAGAGAUUCUUCAGAAAGGUAGUGGUGAUCCUUCAGCCAAGCCUGAUGAAGUAGUGUCUGAUCAAACAGAUGAUGUACCUGGGGAAAAUAGCCCUAGCACAUCAGAGACAACAGUAGACCUUGCAGAUGAAAAAGAAAGAAGUUGAAAUUAGUUGUCAUUCUCAGUUUUAGUGUACAAAUGGUGAGAGCAUUUGGAACAGUGCUAUCAGGUGAGCUCAGUGGUGCUUUAGUGGAGUUCAGAAACAGAAAAAUGUGAGGGAGGUCAUUCAUACACUUUCUCUGAACAACCUACAUUAUUACAGAAAUCAGUUCAAUAAUAGCAUGAUAGUGUGGAUUUUCAAGGGGUUUUAAAACAUGAACAGAAUUUUAAUGAAUGUUUACAAUAGAAAAGCUUCAUUUAACAGUUCUCAAGGAAAUGAAACUUGAUUGCCAAUAUGAAUCAUUAUUAGAAUAUUAGUUACAUUUAUAAGCAUUGAAAAUUCCAUCAAUCCUAAGCUAAAUAUCUUUAUUACUUAUAUGUCCUUCUCAACUCAGAGGAAGAAAGUUGGAAACCACAUACUUUUGGGGAAUAAUUGAUUUAAAAUAAUGGCUAAUUGGCAUUGUUAGUGAAAGCUUUAUUUUGGGUAUGAUGCUGGUAAAUGCUUAGAGUAUGAAAUUAAUGAAGCUAUUGAGAAUUUGAAUGAACGUAAACUUAUUUUGGAUUUAAUAUAACAUUCCAGACUAUCAUAAGCAUGUAAACAGAAUAUUUGAAUCCAUGUACCUCCAUACAAGUGUUAGCCUGCCAGGCUGUAAGCUUACCUUAAUUAAACUUUCAGUGAAAGUGAAAUUAUUAAAAUAUAAAUUUAUAUUUGUGUUUUGUCAGUGUGAGCUGUGCAGAAAUCCCUUAAUGAACUAGUUGUAUAAAGUAGAAAUCCAUUGUUGAAACUUCUGUAGCUAUUAUGCUUUUAAUAUUGUUUUAAUGAUCUUUAGAAUUAGACUCAUAAAAAUGGUCUGGAAACCAAACCAAAGUAUGAGAUAAUAAAGAUACUGUAAAGCAGCAAACUGAAAACAUGUCCUGGCAUGAACUCAGCCAUGUUUAAGUGACUUUUCCUUUAAUUGUAAAAUAGAGACUUCAAAUGGAACCUAAAGCAGUGAUGUGAAAAAUUGGUUUGGGAUAUUUAGUCUAAUUUAUCCAUAAGAUGGCCACUAAGUUGAUUUUCAGUUGUUUUUUAUCCUCUAGUUAAUAAAGAUCUAGAAAUCAGUAAGAAUAACAGUAGUCUGCUUUGAAGUACUAAUAAACUUUUAUUUAAAAUGCUACAUUUUUACUUCUUAAAACGUGCAUUGAAUUCUUAAAUUUUGUUCCACUGAAUAUUAAAUGUUUUAAAUGUCUAUUAAAAUUCUGCUGUAUAUAGUUUUUGAGUAAAUAUUUGUAAUAAAAUUCUGUCCCUGAAUAAUUUUAUUUUUCAGAAAACUGCUUGAGUCAGAUUACCUGUGGCGCCUUUAGAAACUGUAUGCUUGUUCAAGGAAAUUUCAUGUUAAAGUUAGUGGUAGGGUUUCAUUCUGUAUUUUUUAAUUUGAUAUAUGAUAUAUUUUAAGUCAGUAAAAUAUAGGGCGAAGUACUGCUAAUAUUUACAGAGAAUAGAUAUGUUUUCUAAACCCUUUCACUUCAAGAGAAAUAUAAUUUAAUAUUAUAGUUUUCUAUCUGCUCAGUAAAUUAAAGAAGCUAAAUAGGCAAAAUAUAUUAAGUUAUUUUCUUGAAUAUGGGGGAGGGGUGGGAAAACAAUAUUUUUAUCUCUCCUGCUCCCAAGAAAAGAUAGGGAGAAAGGGACCUAUUUGCUCUUCCCCUUCACCUUGUUGAAUCAUAAAUCUAUCGAGCAGGAAAGAUUUGGGGAGUAAUUUAAAACUUAGAAGAGCAGGAAGUAGAAGAAAAAGUCUUUGUGAUUCACUUUGAGAAACUCAUUCAAUUAGUUGCCAAGCCUAUGCUACAAAACUCUAGAGCACUGUGGCAAAAUAAGUCUCCCAGUGACAUUAAUGCCUUUUGAGCUUUGGAGUUGUCCCUUCUCCUGCCUCUAUAUAUAUACCUUUAUAGUAGUGCUAUUCAAAGGAGCUGUUCAGUGAACUGUUUAUACCUAUCCACUGCAAGAAAAGGAACCUGUACCAAACUGUAAGUUCUUUAUUGAGAAAGUGUGGCACUGAAAACAAAAGCAGUUGAAAUAAACAUUGUAUUUAGUAACCUAAUUGGUAUAUGUUCUCACACAAUUUCCUUACCUGAUUUCUGAUCAGGAACAAACAGUUCAGGUAAGCAAACCAAACCUAUAUAUAGCAGUACUUUAGAAGAGUGGUCUGCAGACUUUUCUGUUGUGAGUCCAGGUGCUAAAUUGUGGGCCCUGGUCACAAUUACUUAAGUCUUCCUUGUAGCAUAGAAGCACCUAUAGGUAGUGUGUAAACAAUAGCCUGUUUGUGUUUCAUUAAAACUUUAUUUUAAAAAAAAAAACAAUGUUGGCUAGAUUUAACUUUUGCUUUAGAGUGUUUAGACUCACUUGAUAUGACGGUGAAAGCCAGUAAUGCAGGUUAGUUAGUUACUGUUUGCCUAAGAACUAACUAAUGACUAGUGCCUUAGUAUUUUAGGGUUCCCUGUUAUCUAGCAGUAGGAUUAUGAUAGGUUAAAAGUGCAGUUCAGUGACAUUAAUUUGAUUAUAUUGAUUUGGUGGCGUAUACUUUUAAUUUACAUUGAAAAUCUAAAUGCCAUAUUUAUGUGUUAUUUCUUCCCCUUUGCAUCUCUCCAGUGUUUUAGGGAGAAUUUUGGAAUUGUUUUACCUUCUACAAAUUUUAAGAACUAUUCUAAACAUUUUUAAAGGAACUGGCAAGAUACAAGUUACCUUGUUUUUGCUAUAAGUAAAAAGAUAAGGAAUCACAUAUCUGGGCAAUAUUUACCUAAGGUUACAAAGCCAAGAUUUGAUCUGAUUCUAAAGUUAUUAUUUUCAGUCAGACCUAUAGUUCUCAGCAUUUACAUUGAAAGUUGCUUUUUAAAAUAAAUCUUUUAUUUUUUGCAAAUAAUGCUCCCAUUGAUCAUAUAAUUAUAGUUUGUUUUAUUAUUUAUACAGUGAUUAUACAUAUAUGGAAUGGAGUACUUCUUAACCUAAAGAAAAGGAACUAGUAAUAUUUUUUAUUGCCAGGAAUUAAGGGAUUUUACCUCAGGAGGAGGAGUAAUUAUUGUGUUAAUAGGGAAGAUGUGUAAUAUAAAGAUAUACUUCACAUAAUUUAAUAAUUUUAACAUCAUUACAUUUUUGUAGCCUUCUAUAAUGUCAUUUUUUGACUCCAUGGUUGGCACGAUAAGUUUUGUUCCAUCAAAAUUGUUACUCCAAUACCAAUCUUUCCUACUGACUUUAAAGAAAUAAGACUUUUGUAUCACGUAUAUAGGCACUCAAAAAGGAUUAUAGGUGUUUCACUUUUACUAGAUAACUAUAAUUCUAAGACUUGGUUUUUUUUCCAGCAAAGAAGUGAAACUCUUUUUUUUCUUUUACAUAGGGCACAUAUGCAGAUCCAUGUAGACAAAAGAAUAUAGUCAAAUGGGUUUUUUUUAAUUGAUUUUAGAGUGAGAGGAAAGGGGAGAGAGAAUCAUCAAUUUGUUCUACUUAUUUAUGCAUUCAUUGGUUGUUUCUUGUAUGUGCCCUGACUGGGUGUCAACCUGCAACUUUGAUGUAUUAGAAAUAUGUUCUAACCAACUGAGUUACCCAACCAGGGUUAGAUAGAUUUUUUAAAUCAUGACAUUUUUUUUAUUGUUAGACUGUUUCUCUGUUGUUUUUUCCUCCUCCUUGUGAAAGUAAACCCUUUAACAUUUGUUACAGUACUGAUUUGAUGUUAACAAACUUCUUCAGCUUUUUCUUGUCUGGGAAGUUCCUUAUUUCUUCUUCAGUUUUAAAUGAUAGCCUUGCUGGGUAAAGUAGCCUUGGUUGUAGGUCCUUUUCAUCACCUUGAAUAUUUCAUGCCACUCCCUUCAGCCCUGAUUGGACAAAUAUGUGGGGAAAAAUGUAACUUGGAUCACCUCCUUCCACCAUACAUGAAUGAAAUCAAAAUGGAUCAGAGAUUUAAAUGUUAGACCCAAAACCAUAAAGAUCCUAGAAGAAAAUGUAGGCAGAAAAUCUCAGACGUUGCUCAUAUCAAUUUUUUUAUCAGGUGUAUCUCCCCCCCACCCGAGGCAAGGGGAAAAAAGAAAAAAAAAAACAAAUGGGACUACAUCAAACUAAAAAGGUUUUGCACAGCAAAGGAAAUCAUCAACAAAAUAAAAAGACAAUCCACAGAAUGGGAGAAGAUAUUCGCCUAAUAUCUAAUAAGGUGUCAGUAGCCAGUGACUUACAAACUCACACAAAAAAACCACUUCUCCAAAGAGGACAUACAGAUGGCAAAUGGACAUGUGAAAAGAUGCUCAACAUCACUAAUCUCCAGAGAAAUACAAAUUAAAACCACAAUGAGAUACUAUGACACCUGUCAGAAUCGCUGUCAUCAAUAAAUCAACAAAUAAGUACAGGUGAAGUUGUAGAGAAAGGGGAACCUUUUUGCACAGUUGUUGGGAAUGAAGAUUUGGGCAGUCUCUGUGGAAAGCAGUAUGGAGAUAUCUCAAGAAUUUAAAAAUGGAUAUGCCUUUUGACCCAGCGAUCCUACCUCUGAGAAUAUAUCCAAAGGAACCCAAAACACUAAUUCAAAAGAAUAUAAGCACCCCUAUGUUCACUGCAGCAUUAUUUACAAUCACUAAGAUAUGGAAGCAGCCCAAGUGUCCAUCAAUAGAUGAGUGGGUAAAACAACUAUGGGCCAUUUACACAAUGGGAUACUACUCAGUCAUAAAAAAGAAAGUUUUACCCUUUGUGACAAUAUGGAUGGACCGGAAAAACGUGCUAAAUGAAAUAAGCAAAAAGGCAAAUACCAUAUGAUUCACUCAUGUGGAAUCGAAUGAACAAACUGAACUAACAAGGAAAAUGGGGUGGGGACAGACUCGUAGAUAGAAAACAGGAUGACAGCUAGUGGGUGUGGGGGUAGUUAGAGGGUGGAGGGGUUGAGGAAAAAGGGCUCAGGUACAUGGACAAUGUGGUGAUUGCUGAGGGAAAGAGGGUAUAACCAGGGGACUAAAUGGUAAUGGAAAAAGAUACAGUAAAGAUUUAAAAAGUCAUGGCAGUGUUUAAUUUUCAACUUAAAAGCUGUAAAUUGAAAGACACUUCACUCAGAUCACCUUGUAAGAAAUUAAACAUAUCUGCAGCAACAGUGGGAACAUCCUGGGUGAAGUUACUUCUACAGUUAGGUAAAGGUAACUUUUAAUUGCUUGUUAAAUGUAUUAUAAAGUCACUUUCAUUUAAUAUACUAGGCAUAAUUUAGUCUUCUUUGAUUACAUAGUCAUCAUUAUGAAGAUUAUUGGAUUAAGCUAUACAUGAAGCUGUAGCUGCAGAUGUUGAUAGCCUGAAUAACUGCUGAUCAGACAAGUUACCAUGGAUUUUGGUUUCCAGGAAAUGACCUUGGUACAUCUGGGGUCAUAUGACUUUUCCAAAAACGACAGAAAAUUUGCACUACUCACUUAAUUCAACCUUUUUUUAAAUUGGGGUAAAAAAAAUUCAUUAGUUUUAGGUGUACAAUGUAAUAAUUUAAAACUUGUGUUUGUUGCAAUUGACCACCGCAAUAAGUCUACUUAGUAUCCAACAUCACACAUGGAAAAAAAUUUUUAUGAUGACAACUUGCACGAUUCCCUCUUCUAGCUGCUUUGAAGUAUGCAAUAUAGUAUUAUCAAUGGUAGCCACCAAUGGUAGUAAGUUAUGCUCACCAUCCCCAUGACUUACUCAUUUUAUAAGAGAAAAAUAUAUACCCUUUGACCCUGUUACCCAUUUUAUUCACACUCCCAACCCUCAGCCCUCAAAUCAGGCAAGCACCGAUCUCUGUAUUCAUGAGUUCAGGAUUUUUUUUUUUUUUAGAUUCCACAUAUAAGUGAGGUCAUAUGGUAUUUAUCUUUUUCUCUCUGACUUAACUCACCAUAAUGCCCACGAGGUCUAUUCAUGUCAUGAUUUCACUUUUUUUAAUGGGUGAAUAGUGUUCCAGUGUGUAUUAUAUUUUCUUUAGCUGUACAUCCAUCAGUGGGCACUUCGGUUAUUCUGUACCUUGGUUAUUGAAAGUAUGCCACAAUGAAUAUGGGGGUGCAUGCAUCUUUUCAAGUUAGUGUUUUCAUAUUUUUUGGAUAAAUACCCAGAAUUAGAAUUGUUGGACCAUAUGGUAGUUUCACUUUUAGUUUCUUGAGGAACUUCCAUACUGUUUUCCAUAGUGGCUGCAUUAAUUUAUAUUUCUACCAAUAGAGCACAAGGAUUCCCUUUUCUCUACAUCCUCACCAACACCUGUUAUUUCUUAUCUUUUUUGUAAUAGUCUUUCUAACAGGUGUGAGGUGAUACUGUGGUUUUAAUUUGCAUUUCCAGUAUGAUUAGUGAUGUUGAGCAUUUUUUCUGUAUCUUGGCCAUUUGUAUAUCUUUGGAAAAAUCUUUUCAGGUACUCCCCAUUUUUAAAAUUGGAAUGUUUGGUGCUUAUUUUGAUUGUCUUUUGCUAUUGAGUUGUGUGAGCUCUUUAUAUAUUUUGGAUAUUAAUGCCUUAUCAGAUGUAUGGUUUGUAAAUAUCUUCUACCACUCAGUAUGUCUUCAUUUCUUUUUUUACUUUUUUAAAAUUUUUAUUUAGUUAUUUUUCAAGUAUAGUUUUCUGUUUAUUUCUCCCAUUCCAGCCUGUGCAAAAGCUCUUUAGUUUGGUGUAGUCCCACUUACUAAUUUUUGCUUUUCUUGCCCUUGAAUUUGGUUUCAAAUAAAAAAAUCAACACCAAGAUCAAUUUCAAGGAGCUUACAUCUGUAUUUUCUUCUAGGAGUUUUAUGGCUUCGGAUCUUACAUUCAAGUUUUUAAUUCCUUUUUGAGUUAAUUUUUGUGUAUGGUGUAAGAUAAUGGACCAGUUCCACUUUUUUUUUACAUGUGGCUGUCUCAUUUUUUCAACACCAUUCAUUGAAGAGACUAUUCUUUCCCUAUUGUAUAUUCUUGGCUCCUUCAUUGUAAAUUAGUUGACUAUAUACACAUGGGUUUAGUUUUUGGCACUAUUCUGUUCCAUUGAGCUAUAUGUCUAUAUUUAUGCCAAUGCCAUACUGUUUUGAUGACCAUAGCUUUGUGAUACAGUUUUAAAUGAGGAAGUGUGAUACCUCCAACCUUUUUCUUCUUUUUCAGGGUCUCUUAUUUUUUAAUUGGGAUUCACCAAUCUGUACUUAAAAAUGACCCCCCCUUCUAACUAUUAUAGUAAAAUGCUGUUUGUGGGAAAUUUGGGAACUAUAAACUAUAGUUUUAAACUUUUAAAAUAUUUUAUUUUACCCACCGCCUUAAAAACAUUUUUAAUUGCUGUAUAUCAUGGGCUAGCAAACUAUUGUAUUCAAAUACUGUCAAAUAAAUUUCUUGGCAAUUCUCAGUGUACGAUUAUUUACCAGAGGCUACUGUA